Molecule: messenger RNA, 375 nt
Organism: Helianthus annuus (common sunflower)
Lineage: Eukaryota; Viridiplantae; Streptophyta; Magnoliopsida; Asterales; Asteraceae
Exons: 2
Coding region: 1-375 (124 amino acids)
Source: RefSeq, a predicted model, not a curated record
AUGUCAUCUUCCUUUUCGUCAGGUUCGACGGACACCUUAGAAGCCGUAAAAUAUUUUAUAAACACGGUGGUAGCCGCAACACAACUAGUUCUGGAAGAAAAGGAGGAGGAGGUUUCGUCACAACCACGAAACAGGAACCCGGCCAUCGACCGAGACCGAGAAAGUGCUCACGAAAUAUUAGUCACCGAUUACUUUGCCGACGAACCGUUGUACUCGGAGAGUAUUUUUAGACGCCGUUUCAGAAUGAGUCGUCGACUGUUCUCACGUAUAGCCGACGAUUUAGCCGCUUAUGACCCGUUUUUUACAUUGCGAUACGAUGCUAGAGGCAAAAGGGGCUUCACCACCUUACAGAAAUGCACUGCGGCGAUUCGUUAA